AUGGCACUGUGCUCCGGAUCGCUGGAGCUCGUGGAGGCUGCUCUGGUUCAUCCGGCGAGGCCGAUGCCACUCGCUCUGGCUGGUGCAUGGUCCGGGGACGACGGAUCAGCAUCAGGUGGAGCUGACUGGCCAGUGCGUGUUGCGUCAGCUGGCUACGGUCCGGCCUUUCUGCAUGCAAGCGGGAGCGACUCGACCCAGUGGGCGCUCCGCGGCGUGGCUGCGCUGCGGCACGCGGGCUCGAUUGCCCAGGUGGCAGCAUCAUCGCGAAUGGCGGCUGCAGUCUCAGACUCUGGACAGCUUUUUGUGUGGGGCCGUGGAUCGCGGGGCGAGCUCGGCCUCGGCAAGGGCGUGACGUCGGCGCUGACGCCGACUCGCGCCCUGCCGGCCAUUGGUGCUGUGGCCAAGGUUGCACUCGGCGCCGCCCACAUGCUUGUUCUCACAGAGGCUGGAAGCGUUUACGCGGUUGGCUCGAAUGCCCAGGGUCAGCUCGGCCAGCCGUCGGACGAGGUGGAUGUGUUAUUGGAGCCGCUGCCGGUGACGCUGCCGGAUGGACUCGCCGUUGCCGACAUCGCUGCCGGCUCUGCUGUCUCCGUCAUCCUUACCACCGAUGGCCAGGUCCUCGCCUUUGGUGCUAAUGACUACGGCCAGAUCGCCGACCGAAGCGCGGGUGUUGUUGCCAGCCAUGUCCCCACCGCACUUAUGCUCGGAUCUCACUCUGCGGCUGUCGCCGUCGUCACCUCGGCCUUUCACAUUGCGCUGCUCGACGAUGGCGGCACGCUGGUCAUCUUUGGCCUUAACGACCGGAGGCGGCGUCUCUCGCUUUCCCGCGGUGCCCGCGAGGCGCUCUUCCGCGCCGAGACCUCUUCGGCGGGUGCAGCUGACGACGCUGACGACUUUACUCUUGCCAGUCUACCGGCACUUACCUUUAUCGAGCUGGCGGUGGCUCCGUUUGCCACCGCUGUCAUCACCUCGUCGGGCUCGCUGGCCAUCUUUGUCCACACAGGCGCGUUUGCGCUGUUGACGGCGGCAGCCAAAAAGUCCAAGCGGCGCAGGCAGGGCGCGUCGGACGACAGUGCCACUCGCCAUCGUGCGGUCACGUCGUCGGCGCAGCUGACCCGAAACUUUGCUGUCGGCGGCUCUCGCCAUCGUACAUACGUGUAUCCAUGGCCUGCAUGCUUUGGUGCGCCACUGCGUUCGGUGGGGCUCUCGGCUACAGGUACCGUCGCUGUCGUCUCCGAGAGCGGACUCUUGUUUGAAUGGUCGCUCCUCAGCGACAAACAGCCACCGCUGUAUGGUGUUGGCAAGUUGCCGCGGCUCCUCAACAGCAGGCUUGAUCUGACGUCGCCGAUUCGGGUUGCACGGAUCCGCCAUGCGUCUGCCGUUGCCGUCUCCGACUCUGCAGUCCUUGCGCUGCACACCCCGCUUGCGCCAGUCUCGAUCGACUCGGCCGAGGGUGAGGCGCAGGGUGCGCUGCAGGCUGAUCUGGCGAGCAUGGCCGUGGAUCGUCCCGAGUUUCCGGAUUUGAACCUUGACACUGCCGACGGCGUCCUGCCAGCCUGCUCGUGGCUUGUUGCGCUCCGCGCUCCUGCUCUAGCGAGCAAGCCGCGUGCGCUCGCAACAGUGCCCAAGGCCACUGCCCGCCAGCUCCUGGCCUUUGUCUACGGCGCCGUCCUACCCGAGAGCAUUGAGCCCGAGGCGAUGAUGGCGCUACGGACCAUGGCGACACGCCUCGAUCUGCACUCGCUGAGGUCGACCCUGAUCUCAGUCUAUCCCAACGGGAUCACAUGCAACGAGGACUCACCGGCCAUUGCUGCGGCUUCCAGGAGCGAGGCUGGAGCCACGCUUCAGCGGCAGCUUGCUGCAGCCUGGCAUCGCUCUCCCGAGGGCAACACCCGGCUUGUGCUUGCUGAUGGUGAGACGCUCAGUGUCGACGCAUCGGUCUUGGCAGCGCGCUCGGUGCCAUUCCGUGCCAUGCUCACGCUGCCCAUGAUGGAGGGGCUCAGGCGGGAGGUGGACAUGUCGUUCCAUCAGCCGGACACUGUCCGUGCCUUUGUCGAGUACCUGUGGACCGGGCGGGUGAAGAGCUUGGCCAGCCACAAGCUCGAGCUCGGCGAGGUGCUCGACUUGUACGCCAUCGCACACGAGUACAUGGCCCAGCCGCUGCUGGCUCUCUGCGAGGCGGCGGCGGUGUGGUGGCUCGAUCUUGACAACGCAAUUGCGGUGCUCAACACGAUAGCGCCGUUUGUGAGCCCACUCGAUACUGCUGCGCCGCUGGGCAGCUACGUUCUCGUCGACGCGGCGCUUAUGGUUCUGGUUGACAGUCUCGAGGCACUGGCGUGGUCGCGCAAGGCCUUUGACGCACUCGACCAAGUGUAUCAGGCUCGAUGGGAACAGGCAUGGCGGCUUACGGUUGCUCGUCCGCAGCUAUCGGCGCGUCGGGACGCGCUUUUGAAAAUCCACGAGGAAGCGGAGGCGGAUCGUAAGGCUGCACUUGCAGCGGCGGCGGCUCGCGAAGCUGCUGCUGCGGCCGAAGCUGCGGCUGCUGCGGCAGAUGCCCGCGACUGGGACGAGUAUGUCUUUGUGUCUUGGGAUGAGAGCGGGCCUGAACGCGAUGCAGAGCUGGUAGUCUCCAACAUUCAUCUGGAGCUUGGUGAGCUAGAACGCGAGAUUGCUAUUGUGCGGACGUUGGAUGAGCGUGCCCGCUCUGGCGCGCGCAUCUCGCACAGCGACCUUGAGCGGACAAGCAACCUGCGUGCACUGCGGAAGCGUCGCAAGGAGCUCCGCGCGCGCAUUCCGUCUGCGCCGGUGGCAGUAGGGAUUCAGGAGUCAUCCACGGCGUCGGCCUGGGGAUCUCCGUCUGCCAGUAGCCCGCCGGCGGCAAGCACACCUCCGGCGCUUGACCUACGAGCCUCACUGCGAGCUUCCGAGGCUGCGUCGAUCGCGGCUGCUGUAUCUCCGCCAAGAGGCUGGUCGGCGGCGUCGCCAUCGUCACCACACAUCGACAUCCGUGCCUCGCUUGCCGCCGCCGACACCUCACAGGCAUCAAGUCCCGUUCCUAUCCGCGGCAGCCGUCGCAAGCCGAAAUGGGGCGGCCUGGCGGCAUCGCCGCCGACCACCUCACCGUCGCGCUCACUGGCCGAGAUUCAGGCCGAGCAGGCGGCUGAAAAGGCGGGUGGCGGCGGGUUUGCCACCUCGGCGUGGGGCAUGGUCAAGUCGUCGUCGCCGCUCUCGCUCGCGCAAAUUCUAGAAGAUGAGGAGAUCCAGCGCGAGGUCGCGCUCGUCGAUGCCGCUGUCGCUGCUGCCGAGGCUGCUGCCGCCGAAGCGUCCACCGCGACGCCAUCAACGGGCGCGAGUCGCGGCAAGGGCAAGGGCAAGGGCAAGGGCAAGGGUAAGGGGACGCGGACAAGGGCGUGGGCAAAGUCGCGGGCGCGGGCGCGGGCGCGGGCGUGGGCGCGGGCGCGGAAAUGA
Messenger RNA from Thecamonas trahens ATCC 50062, 3468 nucleotides. RefSeq lists its product as uncharacterized. Bases 1 to 3468 code for a protein of 1155 amino acids. The record is from RefSeq and is a predicted model, not a curated record. Lineage: Eukaryota; Apusomonadida; Apusomonadidae. Gene Ontology annotation, molecular function: protein binding. The transcript has 2 exons.